Fusarium falciforme is the source of this 903-nucleotide messenger RNA. RefSeq lists its product as hypothetical. Bases 1 to 903 code for a protein of 300 amino acids. The record is from RefSeq and is a predicted model, not a curated record. NCBI's taxonomy places the organism in Eukaryota, Fungi, Ascomycota, Sordariomycetes, Hypocreales, Nectriaceae. The transcript has 4 exons.
AUGGCCGGAUUUUACAUGGUGAAUCAUGAUAUCUCGUCUCCGAAUAUCCGACACUCGAGGUUCCAGCUACGUCAAGAACUAUUUGUGAAGGGCAUUGGCCAGAUUCAAAAGAGGUUCAAGCUAUCAGACAUUCAAAGAGCAGAGGAAAAGGCCUACGAGUAUUUUCAGACCAAUCUGGAGGGACGGCUGAAGAGCAUCGUAGGAGAUAACCCGAGAUUCUCAAUUUGUCGCAUAGCACUUGCGGACACGGAAGAAUGGACGCUAAAGUAUACUACCACAGACUCUAUGGGCUCGCAAGCCCUGGUUCAGAAGAUGGCGCAGCAGCUUCAUGGAAUUUCCAACAGUAUCUCCCUCUUCUGGACAGCGCGGCGAGUCACCAAGGUCUCCUACCAUCCAUACAUCUGCCUCACCGGCCUCAUCGGGGUUUGGGAGAUCCUUCACAGCAAAGCCACCAAGUGCUGGGGUAUCGCCUCAUGGAGCUUGUUGCCUUCUCCUAGCAAAGCACUGGACUCGAUCUUUCAAGGCACUGGAACCCUGAAAAUCCUGGUCAACGCUUAUCUAGCGGCAUGUAACUGCUUCGUCUCAACCUCUCUCCCUGAAAUCAGCAAGAUUGUCAUGAAAAUGGUGAUAGGCGUUCAUCUCAUCGGGUAUUACCUGCGUGAAUUGGAGGAUCGAAAGGGUUCCCAUUUGACCUCAAAGGAGGUCGAGGCAGCCAUGAGGGACUUUGAGGGGAGUGUCGCUAGGGAUAAGAUGGUGCGUGGGAUAAGCGAAGAGAUCGUGCUUAAUCCCUUUAAGGAGCAAGACUGCACCGAGGACGUAACUAGGGCUGCUAUUCGGAUUACGAAGGAGGCGGCUGUUGGUAGCUUAGGAUUCCUGUUUGAGGAGAUGCGUCGAAAAGAGUGA